Molecule: messenger RNA, 6256 nt
Organism: Megalobrama amblycephala (Wuchang bream)
Lineage: Eukaryota; Metazoa; Chordata; Actinopteri; Cypriniformes; Xenocyprididae
Gene: parp14rs4
Product: poly(ADP-ribose) polymerase family member 14-related sequence 4
Biological process (GO): negative regulation of gene expression
Cellular component (GO): cytoplasm; nucleus
Molecular function (GO): NAD+ poly-ADP-ribosyltransferase activity; transcription corepressor activity
Source: RefSeq, a predicted model, not a curated record
GGAGGGCGUGAUUCAACUAUGAACACUUGACUCUCAAGUCAUUUCCGCAUUAACCAGAACGAUCACGAUGGAAGAAUAUCCCAUCGUUGUAGAAGGAGACUGGGGGUCUGAACACGCAAAAAGUGUGAAAAAUAAACUUCAUAUUCACUUUCAGAGCAAGAAGAAAUCCCAAGGAGGAGACUGCGUCGUGCAAUAUAAUGACAAGAGCGACUCUGCUACGAUUCUGUUCAAAUCAUCUGACAUCCGAGAUGCCGUCCUCUCCCAGGCAGAACACAUUAUUACUAUUGACACUAAGAAAAUCAAGUUGAAAGUGUUCAAACCCAGCGAUGUAGAGGAACGAGCAGACAGCACUGGACACAAGAAGGAGCAGGCAUGUGGAAAUCAGAAAUCAAGCCAAGAUGACAUGCUUUCCAAGGAGAAACAUGUUAUUACCACUGAGAGUCAGAAAGAGUUCAAAUCCAGUGAUGCAGAGAAACAGGCAGACAGCACUGGACAAAGAAUGGAGCAGGCAAGUGGAUAUCAGGAACCAAAUCAAAGUGUCCUGCAAACAAAUUUGGAUGUGAAGAAGCCUCAAGAGUCAAGGUCUGUGGUCCUGGAAGACCUUCCAGAUGGUUUUAAUCAAGAUGUUUUGACUCUUUUGGUGGAGAACAUCACCAGUCUUUCUGAAAAUGACUUUGGCAUGGAAUUAAUACCGGAAUUAAGAAAAGCUGUUGUGACCUUUAAAAAUCCCAGUGACGCAGGAAAGUUCCUUGUGGACAGCAGGACACAUGAAAAGUUCAAGAAGAAUAAUCUGAGGGCCCGUGCACUGGAGAGAAGCACGGGUGUGCGGGUGGAGAACCUUACAGAUGAGGCCAGCAAAAACAAGAUGCUGCUGGAACUGUAUUUUGAGAAAUGGGGUGGUCCAGUAGAGGAAGUUAUCACAAUUCCAUCAGAACAAGCAGCCAUUAUUACCUUUAAGGAGGAAGAAGCCAGAGAGAAAGUUUUGAAGCGAGAGAAUAACAUCUGUGAUGUUCCAGUCAAGAUAUAUCCCUACUUUAAAUCACUGGAUACAGUCUUGUAUGGUGGAAACAGACCACAUUUGAAGCUGCCUGAUCCCAUUACAGUCAGUGUACAUCCUGCCAUCAGGGAGUUCCUCCUCAAGAAAGGGGAGAUUUCCUUUAUUAAAAACCAGAUGAGCUCACACUUCUGCCAAAUAAACAUGGACAAACCUGAAGCUUUGCUCAGUCCUGAUUCAGCAUUACUAAAACAGAAAGGAGUUACCAGAAGACACGUUGAUGGCUGGAGUAAGAAUGCCUGCGAUGCCUUCAGGAAAAUAAUGUCAAACUACACAACGUCUGAGUGGCCGGUAUCACACCCCUUGUGGUCUAAAGUGGAGAGUGAUGUUAAGGGACUGGUGAAAGAUAAGGUUUUCACAGAUAUGAAUGCCUCUAAAGGGAUCCUGACACUGGCGGGAAUGACCCAUGAGAUAACUGGACUGAAACUCAUCAUGGAGAAAAUUUUAGAGAGAGCAACAAAUCAAAUAGAGAUAGAGAAGAACAGUGUGACAGAGCAAAUAAAGAUGUCUCCUGCCUUGUACUCUCUGCUUUUACAAGAUGGUCUGAAAAGUGCUGUUUCUCCAAACCUACACAUUGACUACAACAAAAAAAUAAACAGCUUGGUUUUAUCAGGUCUUAAUACAGAAAUCCUCAUGUUCAAGAACUUUGUCCUUGAGAAGAAAAUAAAUAUGAAACAGAAGUCCUUAAAGAUUGACCGUUCAAUCCUGGAGUUCCUGAGAUCAGUGAAUUGUGAUGAAAUGUCCACAGAUCUCUUUAUAUCUCAUGGAAUAACUGCUGUCUACACAAUUGAAAAAGGAGAUGUUGUUGUGAUUGGGAGCACAGAAAAAGCACUUGUUGAGGCAGAGAAGAGGGUGAAUAUGGUUCUUACAUCCAAAGACCUCAUUAUAGAAGAUCAGGGUGUCCUUCAAAUGCCAGAGUGGCAGGAUCUCAAUAAACAAUUGCAAAAAUCAUUCAAUACAUCCAAAAAACUUUCUGUGUUUAUAAAUCUUUCACAGAGAGACAAAGUAAUAGUGACUGGAUUCAGAGAUCCAGUGAUGGAGGUCAGUGAGAACUUAGGAAGUUUCAUUGUAGAACACGCUAAAAUUGAAGAAACAGUUCGUGUCAAAUCACAUGCAGCAGUUAAAUUCAUAAAAGACAGAAAAUCACAAGACUGGCAGCAUUUUAUGAAGUCUGAUAAAAUUAAAGUGAAUUUUGAUUCCAAGAGACCCUGGAUCAAACUGUCUGGAGAGCGUGGAUUUGUCCAGCCAGCUUUGACUUUCUUUAAAGCGAUGGCAGAUUCUCUCCACACAGACACACACAUCAUUAAAAAGGCAGGAGCAAAGAAGUACUUCAAGGAACAGGGUAAAAUGAUGUUCUCAAUGCUGUUGAAGGAAAAAAGAUUUGUGGUGGUGCUCCAGGAAGAUGACAUGCUGGAACAGGAAGAAGAUGAAUUUACUGAACGCAGUUUUGAAGAUUUUGGCCAGGUCUCUUGUGAAGUUCGAAUGCCAGGUGGAGUAACUGUUACUGUCAGGAUGGCGGACAUUUGCAAGCUCAGUGUUGAUGCUGUGGUCAAUGCUGCUAAUGAAGAUCUGAAGCACAUCGGUGGUUUAGCUUUCGCACUUCUCCAAGCUGCUGGACCAUGUCUACAGCAUUAUUGUGACCUACACACAGAAGUAAAUGGGCCUCUGAAGCCUGGAGAAGCCCUCAUCACUGACGCUGGUCGUCUUCCCUGUAAAUAUGUGGUACAUGCUGUUGGACCUCGCUUUAGCGAUUCAGACAGACAAACCACUGUACAACGCCUGAGACGUGCUGUGAGGGAAAGCUUGAACCAGGCAUCGAGCAAAAACUGCUCCUCCAUUGCAAUUCCAGUUAUUAGUUCUGGGAUAUUUGGUUGUCCUCUUGAACUUUGCACUGAAUCAAUUGCCAAGGAAGUGUGUGAGUACAUCGAAGAUCAAAACCGCAGAGGGUCCAGUAGCACAUUAACUGAGAUACAGUUGGUGGACAAUAAUGGCAACACUGUAAAAGCCAUGGCUCAAGCUGUCCGAAAGGAGUUUGCUGCUUUUAACCCCAAAAUGACUUUCCCUCAUCAAACCAAACCUCAUGGGUAUAGUAACAAUGAACAAGGCUAUCGUGGAAAUGGUCGUGGCCGUGGCCGUGGACAUGGAAACAGCUAUCGUGGUCAUGGAAAUUAUGGUCGAAGAAACCAAGAGUUUGAAGGUCCCAAUGUCCGUGGUAAUAGAGAAUUUGAAAGACAAGCACACUCAAGCUCUGGUAGCAGAUCAGAUAGAUUUGAAGGAUUGAGUGUUCUUGAGACCAAAACUACAAAAGAGGGACUAAAAAUCAAUCUGAGCAAAGGGAACAUCCAGGAUGCAUGUGCUGAUGUCAUUGUAAACACUAUAUCGGAGGACAUGGACCUCAGUAAAGGUGCCGUCUCCAAAGCACUCCUUCAGGCUGCUGGUCAUCAGCUCCAGACAGAAAUCACCAGAACUGCUCGCUCAAACAAUCUGAAUUAUGGUGAAAUGGUCAUCACAGAUGGUUAUAACCUGAAAUGUCGAAAAGUCUUCCAUGUAGUUUCUCCAUUUUGGAAACCAGGCUCAGCAGAUAUGGUACUCAUUCAGAUCAUUAGAGAUUGCCUGAAAAAAGUAGAUACCUGGAGAAUGUCUUCAGUCGUCUUCCCAGCUAUCGGCACUGGGAAUCUUGGCUUUCCAAAAGAUCUGGUGGCCAGAAUCAUGCUGACAGAAUUCCAGGAAUUUAACUCUACAAAUCUUCAAGAGGUAACUGUGAUUGUGCACCCAUCUGACCAGGAGAGCAUUCAGUGCUUUACCAGCAUCUUUAGAAAUGAGAUCCAGGGACCUACCACAAAAAGACCAGAUCGACUUUCCAUGAAUAAAACAAAUAUUUCUGGCAAGUCAGCACAGACCUCUGGGCUUGUUGGCAAAGUCUCCUCUCCCUCUCUUGGGGUGCACACUAUGCGUCUGGGUCAAGUGACUCUGGAGGUUUCAUCUGGAGACAUAACUAAAGAAAAAACAGAUGCAAUUGUCAACUCCUCAAAUCCGACAUUUUCUCUGAAAGCAGGAGUAUCAAAGGCCAUUUUAGAUGCGGCUGGAUUACAAGUGGAACAAGAAUGUUCACAGAUUGUGGGAUCAUCAAACAUUCAGCAAACAGAGAUUGUGACCUCAGCCGGGAACCUGCCAUGUGGAAAGAUCAUCCAUAUUAUUGUACGCAAUGGCCCAUCUGAAAUUAAGAAUGUAGUUUUGUCUGUUCUGAAAUUGUGCGAGUCACGCCAGAUUACCUCUGUCGCCUUCCCAGCUCUUGGCACUGGUCAGGGUGGUGCAACACCAGCUGAUGUCGCAGAUGCAAUGGUUGAUGCAGUUGUUGACUUUGUGAAGAGAAAGAAACCUGUGCAUGUAAAGUUUGUGAAGUUUCUUAUAUUCCAGACAAACAUGUUGUCAGACUUCCACAAAAGCAUGGUCAGAAGAUCUGGUGAGAAUGUAGAAGAGGAUAAAGGUAUUUUUUCCAGAAUUAAAGACUAUAUUUUUGGGGAAAGUUCAGAAUCAUCCAAAAAUGAAGAUUUUGUGAUGGUGGGUGAGGAAAUUGAGCCAGCUGUGUUCCAACUGUGUGGAGAGACACCAGAGGACCUGAGGGAAGCCAAGGAUAUGAUACACAGCUUAAUAGUACGGGAGCAUAUGACCAUCCCAAUCCGUGAUCCAGCCAUUGCUCAUUUCACCAAGGAGGAUGUAGAAAUGCUAAACGGCAUGCAGAGGGAGUUCACAGUCAGUGUUCAACUCGAGAAGAAAGGACAACAUUCUGUCGUCACAUUGGAAGGCCUGACAAGAGACGUUCACAGUGCAGAGAGUCGUAUUCGGGACAUGAUCCGCAAGGUGGAAAGAAAUGAAAGCCAAAGACGCGAGGCAUUUAUGGUCAGCAGUAUGGUUAAUUGGCAAUAUCAGGAGAAUGGACGCAACCUCAAAAACUUUGAUAUGUUGACUAAUAAUGAGCUGGAACAGGCCUAUCAGAAGAGACAGCCUUCAGUGAGAAUCAAGAUUAAUAAUGAUGAAUAUGAGGCUGAUUUAGUUCGCAAAGAGGCCACAAGAGGGAGAAUGAGGAUUGAAUUGAUCAGAGUAGAUCUGAAAGAAGCAGCUGCAGCAGCAGCUCAAAGCCCUUUGCCUUCACACUGGGAGGACAUGAAAGGAAAGUCAGUUGUUCUGGUAAAACUCACAGCAGGCUCAAAGGAAUAUAACGAAGUGGAGAAAGAGUUCAGAAGAACCAAUCUAACCUCUAACAUCAUUGAAAUUGAAAGAGUUCAGAACAGCGCACUUUGGAGAAACUAUAUGAUCAAAAAGGAGGAAAUGGAAGACAAAAACAAGCACAAAAACAAUGAAAAGCGUCUUUUCCACGGCACUGGCCCUGAUAAAACAGAUCAGAUCAACCAUCACGGUUUCAAUCGCAGCUUUGCUGGGACGCAUGGAGCCAUGUAUGGAAAUGGGACAUAUUUUGCUGUGGACCCGAGAUACUCAGCUCAAGUCUACUCUAAACCUGAUAUCAACGGACAUAAACGCAUGUAUCUUGCCAGGGUGCUUGUCGGUGAUUUCACUCAAGGAAAACAAGGCCUUCCUGUUCCCCCUGCGAAGAGCUCCAAUAUUGCUGAUCUCUAUAACAGUGUGACUGACAACAUCAACAGCCCAACCAUGUUUGUGAUUUUCAAUGAUGUCCAGGCUUACCCAGAAUACCUAAUCACCUUCCAGUAAUGAUUAUGUGAUCUCAGUUUCUGUCAGCUAGUGUUUUUGCUGCUGUUUUACGUUGAUCUGGUGAAUCUGAACACAGAGAUAUGUGUAAUAUUUAUGUUUAUCAUAAUGCUCAUAAAUCAUAAAAACUGAGAGAACAGUCAUUUAAUCCUGAGAAAGUCUUUGUAUAAACCCUAGUACUUUUAGACUGUCCACCCUUUUUAGCUACUGAUUUUUACAAGGUAGCUGUCUGACUCUGAGAUGAUGAAUGGGAACAUGGUUUGAAUAACAUUAGUAACACAUUAUUAGCUGUUUGAUAAAAGUCAACCCAAUUACUGUUAUGUGUCUCAACAUUGUAGAGAGCGAUACAUAAAACGCAUUACGAUUCCGAUACAUCGACUUGUAGAUGACCCUAUAUAAUUUACUCUUCCUCUUCUUCUGAAUCAGUUUCUGGUUCAAAAAUAUAUGGCUGAAUUAAACCAGAAUUUGCACUUGCCA